Molecule: messenger RNA, 622 nt
Organism: Dendronephthya gigantea
Lineage: Eukaryota; Metazoa; Cnidaria; Anthozoa; Malacalcyonacea; Nephtheidae
Product: indoleamine 2,3-dioxygenase 2-like
Exons: 8
Coding region: 11-544 (177 amino acids)
Biological process (GO): 'de novo' NAD+ biosynthetic process from L-tryptophan
Cellular component (GO): cytoplasm
Molecular function (GO): indoleamine 2,3-dioxygenase activity; L-tryptophan 2,3-dioxygenase activity; heme binding
Source: RefSeq, a predicted model, not a curated record
GUUAAAAAGAAUGUAUGAACAAUGUAGUCCAACUUUCUUUUAUACGAAAUUACGGAUAUUUCUAGCCGGUUGGAAGAACAACAAAUCGCUUCCAGAUGGAAUUAUUUAUGAAGGAGUGAGCUCAAAACCAUUUAAGUUUUCAGGAGCAAGUGCAUCGCAAAGUACUACAUUUCAUUUGUUUGAUGCCGCUCUUGGCAUUACGCACCAAGAUGGUGAAAAGACAUAUCUGGAAUCAAUGUUGGAUUAUAUGCCUCGUGGUCAUCGGCAAUUUGUUCAAGAGAUUCGUAAAGGACCAUCUAUUCGUGACUAUGUUCUAAAAAGUGAAGAUGGUGAAUUGUUGAGACUAUACGACGACUGUGUGGAAAGUCUCGUGCAGUUUCGAAGUCUACAUAUUCAAGUUGUAACUAGCUAUGUGACAAUUCAAGCAGCAAAUGCGAAAAAUAAACUUGAUAGAGCACUGGUACAUCACGGCACAGGAGGAACAGAAUAUAUGUCUUUUCUGAAACAUGUGAGGGACGAAACAAAUGAUGCCAAGAUGAUUUAAAUAAAUAGAACCACAGGCUAUCGACACACUAGAUUAUCCAAACGUUCAAAAGAACCUUAUAAUAGCUAUGGUUAUAUA